AUGUCUAAAAAACAACAACAGCAUUUAGAAAGUGAUACAAAUAUGAACUUAAAUGAAUCACAAGCAAACCGCGCUUCUGUUUUAAAUGAAACGUUUAAUGAAAGACGAACAUCUAGUCCUAAUUAUAAUACACCUAACCGCAGCAUGAUUGCUGUAAUUGUCUAUUUGGCCUUAUUGUUGGAUAAUGUGCUGUUAACCGUAAUUGUGCCCAUUUUGCCAGAUUAUCUUGCUACCAUAAAUAAUAGAACAACAAAAAUAACAACAUUACAUUACGCUUCAUCGAAUGCAGCAACAGGCAUUAAAAGUAUAAAUGACAGCGGUGGCCUUGGUAUCCUUGGCGCUGCGGCGACAGCACAGCAUUUAGCUUAUCGUAAUCUGGACGGAACAGCACAGCAGCAACAACAACAGUCGGCAGCACUACAACAACAAACACACAUUAUGACAAAACAUCCAAUACCGGGUAAAUCGAUGGUUAAUUUUUCAUUGAUUCACUUGGUAAGCGAUGAUAAUAAUAGUAAUAAUAAUAAAGUGUUAAUGGUGACGCCAAUAAAUGAACAACAGCGGAAUUCGAUAUCCACCGACCAUGUAGAUGAAAGUAAAAUGGGUGAAAACUAUUUGGGGUUGAUUAAUAAUAACAAUGAGAAAGGAAAUAAAAUGGCGGAAACAAUGUCAAAGGAUCAUAAUAAUGAUGAUGCUAAUCUGGCUAGUGAAAAUAGUUCAAUUGGAAUUUUGCUGGCCAUGAAAGCACUAGUACAAUUAAUAUUUAAUCCCAUUGUGGGUAACAUGUCUACCAAAUAUGGCUAUCGAAUACCCAUUGUUUUGGGUACAUUUUGUCUACUUAUCUCAUCGCUAGUAUUUGCUGUGGGUGAAUCGUAUACGACAUUGAUAAUUGCUCGUUCCGUCCAGGGCAUAGGUUCUGCUUGUAUCGGUGUUUGUGGCAUGAGUUUAGUGGCUCAACAUUAUCCGGAAGAAGAUCGCCGUUCAAAAGUAAUGGGUAUAAUUUUGGGUAGUAUUGCUUUGGGUGUUCUACUUGGUUAUCCUUUCGGUGGUAUAUUAUAUGAUUUAUUUGGAAAAUCGGCUCCUUUUAUUAUACUCUCAACAAUAAUUUUUAUUAAUUUAGGCAUGCAAUUGGUCACAAUGGAUUUAUCAAUACAACCUGAGGUUAUUGUUAAUGUUGAUCAACAACAACAACAACCUAAAUGGAAACCCUUACUACAGAGCAAAAUGAUUCUGGCCAUUGUAAUAGCAAUAUGGGUUUCUACAUCGACCAUGGCAAUAUUAGAACCUUGUUUGCCCAUAUGGUUAAUGCAGUAUUUGAAACCUACCAAAUGGCAAUUGGGUACAGUAUUUAUACCCGAUUCUAUAGGCUAUUUUGUAGGCACAAAUUUCUUUGGCAGCAUUGCCUAUAAAUACGGUCAAAUAAAGGUAUCCUGUAUUUCACUAUUGUUGGUGGGCAUAUCGUCGGUGUUGAUACCUAGUGCUACAACCGUAGCACAAUUAUUACUGCCUCAUUUUGGUUUAGGCUUAGGUAUUGGCAUUAUUGAUGCUGCUUUAGUUCCUCUAUUGGCCACAUUUGUUGAUGCUACUUUAGCACAGGAGGAUCAAAUUGAUAUGGAUACAAAAAUUAUGAGUAGUUCACAUACCAUGUCAAGUUAUGGUACUGUUUAUGCCAUACAACAGACAUCUGUUAGUUUGGCUUAUUGUUUGGCUCCCCUAAUUGGAGGUGAAUUGGCGCAGGCUUUUGGAUUUGCUUGGCUUAUGCGCAUUGUAGGUUUUUUCAAUAUAAUUUAUGGUCCAACAUUGGUGUACUUGUACUAUAAAUAUGAUCCAAAGAUCUUACGCGACAAACAAAAUGAAAUGUUAUUAAGUUCAACUGGAGGAGGACACGGCAGUAAAUAUAAACAACUAUAUAAUGCAGUGGACACAGAGUGAAUUGAUUGCACCUAAUAAAACUUUAUAAAU
This is a messenger RNA of Calliphora vicina (urban bluebottle blowfly), 1962 nucleotides long. It is a transcript of the gene prt, whose product is annotated as portabella. Gene Ontology annotation, biological process: transmembrane transport; aminergic neurotransmitter loading into synaptic vesicle. The transcript has 8 exons. Bases 1 to 1932 code for a protein of 643 amino acids. Gene Ontology annotation, cellular component: synaptic vesicle membrane; terminal bouton. The record is from RefSeq and is a predicted model, not a curated record. Lineage: Eukaryota; Metazoa; Arthropoda; Insecta; Diptera; Calliphoridae. Gene Ontology annotation, molecular function: serotonin:sodium:chloride symporter activity.